Messenger RNA from Arachis stenosperma, 2921 nucleotides. RefSeq lists its product as uncharacterized. The transcript has 2 exons. Lineage: Eukaryota; Viridiplantae; Streptophyta; Magnoliopsida; Fabales; Fabaceae. The record is from RefSeq and is a predicted model, not a curated record. The coding region runs from base 74 to 2779 and encodes 901 amino acids.
AGUCUUCCUUGCUUCACUCACUCAUUCCCAAUUUCUUUCACACAAACACCACCGAGCUUCCAUUCCUUCAUCAAUGGCGGAUUCCACCGCCACCCCUUACACAACCACUAAACCUCAUUCCCCAUUCACCUCAAGGAUCCACCAUCCAAAGCCUUCUACCACCAUCACCAGAAAAGGUAAGUCUUGCUCUGGUUUCAUCCUCAAAUGUAUCUUCUUGUCACUCUUUCUCGUUGCUCUCCCACUCUUCCCUUCACAAGCCCCUGACUUUGUGAGCCAAACCAUACUCACAAAGUUUUGGGAGCUUCUCCACCUUCUCUUUGUUGGAAUUGCUGUUGCUUAUGGCUUGUUCAGUAGAAGACACAAUGUAGAUUUAGAAUUUGAGCCGUCACAAAUUGAUACAACUCAAUCUGUUAGUAAUAGUUUUGAUAGUGUACCUAGUUCUUAUUAUGUGCCUAAGAUGUUCCCUGAUUCAGAAAUUUCUGGUGGUGAUGAGACUGAAAAUCUUGAUCCAUGUGUUGUUGGGUAUGAUGAUGACAAGAGAGUUGUCAUGAAUUCUUGGGAUGCUAAUCAGUAUUUUGAAAAUGCUGGUGCUGUUGGUGUUUUAGAUGAACAGUACAAUAAGCCCCAAUUGCAAGAUUCUAGUGCUGAUGGUGGUUUUGGUUAUUCUGUUGGAUAUGAUGGGAACAAUGUGGUUCAAUCUUGGAAUUCUGAGUACUAUCAUAGCGGGUCGCUGGUCAUGGUUGCUCAACCAUACAAAAGCAUAGGUGACUUUGGUGGUCAAGUUGAUGGUUAUAGGCCUCUUGGGCUACCGGUUCGAAGUUUGAGAUCGGUUCCUAAAGAGGUUGAUGGUAAUGGUACUAGAUAUGCCAAUGAAAGUGAUUCUAGUAGGGUUUCAUCAAAGGGUUCGGAUAAGGGUAGAGAUAGGGAGUUUGGGGAUCUGGGAGCUUCCAAUUUGGAUAAUAGAUUCAAUGCUGGUAGUGGUGGAGCCUCUGCUUCUCCGAUCCCUUGGAAUUUGAGGCCUAGAAAGGUGGAAAGGGAAAAGAGGCAUGACAAUGUAAGCCAUCCUUUGCAUUUUAGGCCUCUUUCGGUUGAUGAAACUAAGUUUGAAGCGUUUGGUUCGAGGUCCUUACAGUCUUCAAUGUCGUUUUCUUCCCUUCCCGAGAAAAUGAAUUUUCAAGAGGAAGAUACAAUGCCAAAGACUUCUUAUGUGCCGCCUGCUGUAGAAAAUAUGAGUUUCCCAGAGGAAGAUAAGAGACAAAGGAAGACUUCGUUUGUGCCAGCCUCUCAAAUUGCAAAUUUCCAUGAAGAGGAUACAGGGCAAAGGAAGAAAUACUAUGUGCCUGCUUCUGAAAAUUCGAAUUUCAAAGAGGUAAAUUCGGGAAAGAAGAUCUCCCAAGCAUCUUCUUCGAGAAACAGAAGGGUGAAAACUAAAGGAAAAUAUGCUGCCGUUUCUUAUCCUUUGAAUUUCAGGCCAAUUCCAGUUGACGAAACUCCGAAUGAAUCACAUGGUUCACAGCCUUUCCAGUCCAUGGAACCAUUCACUUCCCACACAAGUAUGCAUUAUUCCUUGGGUUUGAGUUCAUCAGAUAACAUGAACGUCCAACCGGAAGAUAUGGAACAACAGAAAACGUCUCCUGUUCAUGUAUCAGAGAAUAUGAAUUUCAAAGAGGAAGAAAUGGAGCAAAUGAAGAUUCCAUAUGUGCAUGACUCUGAAGAUGUGAAUUUCCAAGAGGAAGAUAUGGAACAGCAAAAGACUUCUUGUGUGUCUGCUUCGGAAAAUACAAAUUUCCAAGAGGCAGAAUCAGGAAAGGUUACCGAGGCGUCGUCUUCAAGAACUGCGAGGAUGGGAGCUAAAGGAAAACGUCCAGCUGUUUCUCAUUUAAUGCCAACAUCUGAAACACAAUUUGAAUCACUCAGUUCGAGGUCUUUCCAGUCUACCGGAUCUUUCUCAUCUAGAGCUUCCUUAGAUUCUGUUUCUUCCGAAAACAUGAACUUGCAGAGGGAAGAUUUAGCAGAAAAGAGAAGUCCUCAUGGUUCUUAUUCAAAUUCAUCAUCACCUCAAGCUAGAAGUGACGGUGAAACUUCACUGCGACCAUCUCAUGCUCAUGCUCGUGGGUAUAGUAUUGGUUCUUUGCUAGAAGAUGACAUGAAGAGUGAUAUGAAUGAUGACUUGGGGAAUCUAAUGGGGAAUCCAGGCGAUCGGCCGGAGAACAAAAAAUUAGGGAUGCAUGCUUUGCGGUUAGACUCAGGAGAGCCUACAAGCCUUGCAAAAUCUUCAUCGAGGGGAAAAUCGGUUAGAACUAGAAGAGCAGGUGGAUUGACUUCAUGGGCAAUGAGAGUGGGAGAAACACCUAGCAAGCAAACCGAUGAAAAGGUCGAAAAGAAGCCGAGUAUUGUUGAGUCAGUACCAAUGAGAAAAGAUAAAGUGAAAGUUGAUGAAGUUGAUCUUUCAUUGAAAGAAAUCAGUAAGAAAAGUUUAGAGUCUUAUCCUCCUAAGCCAGAGUUUGUAUUUUCUAGUCAUCUUAAGAGAGAUAAACCGGAACCAUCCAAGAAAGUGUCCAAUGAAGAUUUGGAUAUUGAUCUUGAUCUUGAGGAUGUUCAGAUGAGCUCAGAUGAUGAAAGGAUGUCUGAAUGCAUCAACGAUUCGGGACUGGAUUCUGAAGUGGACAAGAAAGCAAGCGAAUUUAUAGCUAAGUUCAAAGAGCAGAUUAGACUUCAGAAAUCAGGGUCAGUUGAAAGAUCAAAAGGACAAAGGAUCAUGGGAAACUAUAUCAGGUGAUUUGUAAAACUAUUGUACUCCAAUUGUUUCAUUGAGCUUUUUUCAUUUUGGAUUUUUCUUUUCUUGAUUUUGUGUAAUCAACGAAGUUCCAAUUCUGUUAUUUUGUGGAAGCAGGUAUUCCACUUAAUUUAUUCACAUACAA